Molecule: messenger RNA, 4147 nt
Organism: Zychaea mexicana
Lineage: Eukaryota; Fungi; Mucoromycota; Mucoromycetes; Mucorales; Lichtheimiaceae
Product: armadillo-type protein
Exons: 19
Coding region: 293-3829 (1178 amino acids)
Biological process (GO): nuclear-transcribed mRNA catabolic process, nonsense-mediated decay
Cellular component (GO): cytoplasm; exon-exon junction complex
Molecular function (GO): protein binding; RNA binding
Source: RefSeq, a predicted model, not a curated record
UAUACACCAUCUUAUUGAACCGCGGUUAUCUUUUGGAGUGCUUCGAAACUUAUUGAACAAAAACAUGCGAAAGUUACAAAUGAUCUGGAAAAGCACGUAAUAUAUUGGGCACUUGGCUAUCGUUGCGAAAAAUGCGUGUUUGAAUCUGUUGACACUCUAUUGCUCAGUGUAGCAUAAAGUGUACGUCGGUGGAUUAAAAGUUCUGCUUAUAAAACAUAGCAGAAUCCCAAAACGUCACAGAAGAACUAAAAGUUACAGCUUGCAGAGUCCGCCUUUUGCUUCUUCGUUGUAUAUGCCGGCCAAAGUAGAAUUAAGACAAGCGAACACUCUCGCUUGGAAUAAAGGCAAAGAUGCUUCGCAGUACAAGAACCUUGACAGCAAUAUAAAAAAGAACACGACGUUUAUUAAGAAAUGCAAAACUUCACUUGCUGCCGAUUCGACACAACAAUUACUCAAUGAUAUCAAGAAAUUGAGCUUAGAAAAAUACGUUUCUGAAGUAGUGGGUGCUGUCCUUGACGGCAUGCUCAAGUGUAAAUCAACAACUGAUAUUGCCGCUUGUGUUGAGGUUAUAUCGGCGUUGCACCAACGAUUCCCUGAAACGUUCACUCUAUUGCUCACAUACAAUCUCGCCAAAGCACUGCAAAUUCCGUCUCGACAACACUUGGCUUCGUUGGCCCAGGAUCAACGCGAAAAAGAAGAGUCGACGCGUAUAUCGAGACAACGCACGUAUCUGCGGAUCUCCGUCGAACUAUGGCUUGCUGGUGUGCUGCGGAACGUAGAGGAUGGAAUCCCGUCAUUGGCGUCGACGAGCUUGGAAGGGGUUGAAUCGCAACGAGAUGGUGUCGCCGGAUUUGUUGGAUCAUCUUCGUCUACAUCACUCAAGACACGAAAGAAAGACGGUGAUAAGGAGGAAAAGAAAGGCAAGGUUGAGAGCAAUUUCGUAUAUCGUGUCCUAAAAGGAUUGCUUUCAAGUGAUCUGGAGCAAAAUGUCAACUUGCCUAUUGCUGCGUCGUUCCUAAAAAAUUAUGGACAAGAAAUCCUUGGUAUUGUCCCGCGCAAGCAACGUGCAGCGACUCAACAGAACGAAAACCCUGACGAUGCCGCAGUAACUACGGGUGCAACAAUCACAAACAUUGAUAGUGAUUCGACGGUGACACCAGAGAGCCGUGCUAUGUUGAAAGGGCUGUUUGUGGACUACUAUCGCAGUGUUGAAAAGCAUUUGGUCAAGGAGCACAAGCAAAUAAAAAAGCUGGAUCAUCGUAAUCGUGAGAUUCUCUUUGCUCGAGGUGAACUGUCGGAUGAAAUCAAGCAGGAUUAUGAAAAGGUCUCCAAGUCAUAUGAGAAGCUUUUAAAUAACACCCAAACGCUUGCUGAUGCAUUGGAUUUGGAAAUGCCAGAGCUUCCCGAAGAAGAAGGUGUGACCCGAGUCUCUAUUGUGAGCGCGGGUGCAGCCCAUGCAUUCUCCGAUACUAAAGAAUCUUUGGCAAAUGGCAUUUGGGAGGAUGAGGAUGCACGUAAAUUCUAUGAAGAUCUACCAGAUCUACAUGUACUUGUACCCGGUGUGUUUCUUGAAUCCAACCCCUCCAAGAAGACGGACGGAUUAGGCGAAGGAACAGAACAGAACGACAAAGAGGAAACAACGAGUGACGAAAAUCCAGGCGUUGGUGAAACAGGAGAAUCGGUUGUGAAUGGUUCAGUUCAGGGCGAUGAUGAGAACGAUGAAAAGGACGACGAGGAUGUUGAUGCUUCGGACAUUGUGGAUAAGGCACUCAAUAGCACUAGUACCGAUAAGGACGAUGAAAACGGCGCAAACUCAAUGCCCUCGCAACUCGCUCAAUUGGAUGGUCUCAUUGCUCGUUUAUCAACGCUUGGAAAUCGGGACUUGAUUGAUAGUGCUGCAGUUGAGUUCUGCUACUUCAAUUCAAAAAAUGCACGAAAGAGAUUAGUGAAGGCAUUGUUGAAUGUUCCUAGGCAACGGGUUGAUUUGUUGCCUUAUUAUUCCCGUCUCAUUGCCAUUCUCGGUCAAUAUUUUUCGGAUAUCAGUGAAACGGUGCUUGCAGCUCUCGAUCACGAAUUUAAAGGUCUUCAAAGAAAGAAAACACAAGACCUUUUGGAAUCUAGAGUAAAGAACAUUCGGUUCCUAUCUGAACUUACCAAGUUCAAAGUAACACCGUCACAUACCAUUUUCCAUGUAUUCAAGAUUGCACUUGAUGACUUUACACAUCAGAACAUCGACAUUGUUUGCAACUUACUGGAAACGUGUGGCCGUUAUCUACUCAAAUCACCCGAAACCAGUGUCCGCAUGAACAACAUGUUGGAGGUUGUGAUGCGAAAAAAGAACGUGCAGCACAUGGAUAAUCGUCAGAUGUUGAUGAUCGAAAAUGCAUACUAUCAAGCAAAUCCUCCUGAUAGAACUGCUAUUGUGGAAAAGGAACGAUCGCCUAUGGAGCUUUAUGUCCGUAAACUGAUUUAUGGAGAUCUCAACAAGAAAUCGCUCGACAAAAUUCUAAAACAGUUGCGCAAACUGCAUUGGGAAGACCCGGAUAUCUUCCGGAUGAUGUUGAAAAUCUUUCAAAAGGUGUGGAAGAUCAAGUACAGCAAUGUUCAUUUGCUUGCCAUCCUGGCGAGUGGAUUGCAUCGCCACCAUUCUGAUUUCGGUGUGCAGCUUAUUGACAGCGUCAUAGAAGAGAUUCGUAUUGGCUUGGAGCAAAAUAUUUUCAAGCAUAAUCAAAGACGAGUUGCAGUGGUGAAAUACCUUGGCGAACUGUACAACUACAGAAUGAUUGACUCGCCUUUAAUAUUCGAUACACUGUACACGAUCGUUACUCUCGGUCAUGAAUUUGGCCGGCCUGCGCGUGAACGAUUCUGCCCCAUGGAUGCGCCCAAUGACUUUUUCCGUAUCCGCUUAUGCUGCACCUUGUUGGAUACCUGUGGAAUGUGCUUUGACCGUGGCAGCUCAAAGCGUAAACUGGAUCACUUUUUGAUCUUCUUCCAGAUGUAUAUCUUUACAAAAGCAAAGCCUCCCAUGGAUGUUGAUUUUAUGGUGAGCGAUACAUUGGAGAUGCUUCGUCCGCAAAUGCACAUCAUUAGCUCGUACGAAGAAGCCAACGAGGCCGUCGAUCGCAUGUUGCUUGAACAACUCAAGUCUGUCCAGGGAUCGGAUGGUAGCAAAGUUCAAGAGGAUGGCUUUGAAGAGAGCGAGGAAGAAUCGACCAGUGACGAAGCCGACGAUGACGAUAAUCUGGACGAUGCAGAUAAGGAUGAUGAAGAUGAGGAAAAUACAGAAGAGAUCGGCGAAGAAGGUGCAACGGUGGAUGGUGACGAAGAUGUGGUUGUGUUCAAGAAAAAGCAAGAGCAAAAAUCCAAUGAAGAUGAUGAAGAGUUUGAACGUGAAUUUAGCCGCAUGAUGAGCGAGAGUAUGGAAUCCCGUAAAUUCGAAAAGAAGUCUGCUGUACUGGAUGUACCUAUUCCUAUGAACCUUCGAGGCGCGCAAGAUCGUCGUACCGCAACUGCUCAAGAGAAGGACAUUAAUAGCCAAGAUAAGAUGUCGUUCACAUUAUUGACAAAGAAGGGCAAUCGACAACAGACGCGUACGAUGGAAGUACCAUCUGAUUCUAUUUUGGCCGUCAGCACGCGAACAAAACAAGAAGCGGAACGCGAGGAGCAGCAGCAACUCAAGAAAUUGGUGUUGAGCUAUGAGGAGCGCGAAGAAGCUGCUGCGCGUCAAGCUGCCAAGGAAGAACGUGCAAGACAACGAGGAGGGUUCCGCGGCAGACGUAUUCUUCAUAUGGGUGGCGGUGGCGGCGGUGCCUAUGCAGGAAGGCGGUAGAAAAUGAUGACUAGGUUACCCCAGCAAGAGCAGCGCGCUGUCAUAGAACGCACAAACCAACCAAGGGAGGUACCAUCCGAAUUUUGUCUUGUCUUGGUCCUUGCACCCACCCUCGUACAUCCACCCCAUCAUCCUCAACAAACAUCAACUGGCACUCUCGAGUAGAUGAUGUUUUCUCUUCUACAUUCUGUUCAGCUAUUCGAAGCAUAGGCGUUUGGGAACAGAAUAGCGCCAAGACUACUGCUUAUACAAACAUUCGAGUAAUGCGAAUGAAAUAAAAACCUCAGACCGAGAAUUUGAUCACUAGCAGUCCCACUU